UCUAAACUUGAUACUUGAACGUAAGAAGGUGGCGAAGAUCGUACCGUUUGACCUAGUUUGCAGUCUAUAACUUGGUGAGCGAAAAACUUAUUUCAAAAAAUAAGCAUUCAUUAAUUUAUAUUAGUUCAUAAAUUUUAUUUGGAGUGCUUAUAAUAAAGUAUUUUAAGUUGCAAAAGUUACUUAUUUCAAAUAAUUGAGUUCAUAAUUGAUUUGAGAGCAUUGAUUAUCAGAAUAAAAUGAUUUUUCUAAAUAAGCAGAUCCUUUUAAAAUUAAAUUUAGUUCAGUUAAAUUAUUUCAUUGUCAUAUUAUACAAAACCACAAGAAGUAUCUACGUAAUUUUACCCUAGUCCUCAUGGAUGCUAAUUUUUUCCAGAGUCUAAGAUGACCCGCUCUGCACUGAUAUGAAUGUAUUUCUACAGUGUAACAUCAGAUAUUGAUGUUACUACUUCAAUUAUAAUUAAAUGGAUUGCCUGUAUAGGAGCUUUUUCGUCUACUUGUUUCUUAUUUAGUGAGAUGAAGCAAUAGAGGAAAAGAUGAUGGAGCAUAAACAGAGCCCCGUCUCUUUCGAUCAAAGCAACCUCAUGGAUAAUCUUCCGAGUAUUGGCGAUGACAAUGAAGUUACAUUAGAAACAAGAAACUUUUCUCCUGCACACUUGUUGUUCAAAAUUGAGUCAUUCUCCUUGCUCUCAGAGAAUGGUAUAGACAAGAUUGAAUCAAGUGAAUUUGAAUCAAACGAUAACUACAAAUGGAAGUUGAUAAUAUAUCCUAAUGGGCGAAACACAGUGGAUGGAGCCAAUCAUGUUUCUGCUUACUUGGCUGUAGAAAAUGUAAGUAAUCUGGAAGCUGGCUGGGAAUUUAAUGCCGUCGUCAGCAUCUUUCUGUUUAAUCACAAACUUGACAAAUAUGUGUUUAAGAAAGGUCAACGACGUUUUCAUAUUAUAAACCUUGAGUGGGGCUUUUCCAAAUUCAUCAAGAAGGAAACUUUGAUGGAUCCCAGGAAUGGAUACCUUGUCAAUGAUACUUGUGUAUUUGGAGCGGAGGUUUUUGUUGUCAAGAACAAAAGAAUUAGAGAGUGCUUGUCUAUCUUGAAAGCAACUAAUUCCUAUAAGCAUGAAUUGGAGGUUUCAAAAUUCUCGGAAUUGGAAAAUGAAUGGUAUUCUGAAGAGUUCAAUGCUGGGGAUCAUAAAUGGAAGGUUAGUGUGUAUCCGAAAGCAAAAGGUAAUGGAGCUCAACCGGGAAUUCAAGCUUCCAUUUUCUUGCAUAAAGUUGGAUUUUCUUCAGGUAAAAAAAUUAAGGCACAUUUCUCCAUAUGCAUGAAGAACAAGUAUGGAAAAGCAAGUAGCAAGCGUCUCGCAAAUCACUGGUUUUCGGCUUCAAGCAGCAGUUAUGGAUGGCCUAGUUGCAUUCUAGUCGCUGAUAUAAAUAACCCUUAUAAAGGAUUUUCAGUUGAAGAUCACUGCAUUAUUGAAGUUGAAAUAUCUAUUCAAGCCGUCUUGCGUGGUUUACCGUAAGAUUCAAUUUUCUGUAGUAAAAUUGGAUUUAAAGGGUCCUUGCUUACUAGAUUCAUGUUAACAGAAACAUCCAUACUUAAACUAUUGCUUAUUUUAUUUUGACUAAAUUGCACUCACUGUCCCCAAUGUUUGCCUCUUGUAGCACGUUUGGUAUCUCCUUUUUACGUCGCAGUUUAAGCUCAACUUUUUGUUGAUUAUCAAUUUUUGUUCUCAACGAUCCGGGUCAUGUCCUCCU
Molecule: messenger RNA, 1746 nt
Organism: Olea europaea var. sylvestris
Lineage: Eukaryota; Viridiplantae; Streptophyta; Magnoliopsida; Lamiales; Oleaceae
Product: probable inactive serine/threonine-protein kinase fnkC
Exons: 6
Coding region: 534-1511 (325 amino acids)
Molecular function (GO): protein binding
Source: RefSeq, a predicted model, not a curated record